AUGCCGGCAGCACAUAAAGAGAUCUGUCCAGGAUGUCAACAUCCAAUCGAAGAUAGAUUUUUGAUGAAACUUAUGGACUGUUAUUGGCAUGAACAAUGUGUACGCUGUUGUGUGUGUCAGAUGGCUCUUACGAAUUCAUGCUUUUCAAGAAAUCGAAAGCUCUAUUGUAAAGUUGAUUACCAAAAAUUAUUUCGUGGAACGUGCAAUGGGUGUGGAUUGCACAUUUCUCCAAAUGAACUUGUAAUGAGAGCUCAAGGAUACGUUUAUCAUCUACAGUGCUUUGUUUGUAUAGAAUGUGGUCAGCCGUUACAAAGGGGAGAUUACUUUGUCAUUCGAGAUGGCCAGCUCUUUUGUCGUCUGGACUUUGAAAAAGAAUUCCAUAUGUAUUCCAUGAGUCCGAAAAGUGACGAUAGUGAUGAUUACGAUGACGGGGAAAGCGAUGGAGGUAAACACCCAAAAAGACCACGGACUAUUCUUACAACGAGUCAAAGACGAAAGUUUAAAUCAGCUUUUGAGAUGAACCCCAAACCUUGUCGAAAAGUGAGGGAACAGCUAGCGGCAGAGACCGGUUUAAGUGUACGUGUUGUUCAAGUGUGGUUUCAAAAUCAACGUGCUAAGGUAAAAAAGAUCGCGAGAAGACAAAGCCAAGACGGCAAUAGUGGUAAAGGCAAUAAGAAUAAAAAUGGCGAUUCAAAGAAAGAAAAAUCUGACGGAUACAAAAGUGAUGAUAGUGAUCCAGACAGUAAUGGUCGACUGUGUGACGUUGAUUCCAUAGUAUCCAUGAGUUCAGACAAACAUCACCAUGGUAACGCAGAACAAAUAUCACCAUUGCCUGCCAGCGAAUAUCAGGAAUCAAGAUUUGAUGAUAUGGACGAUUCAAGGAGUGUACGACAAGCAAUGGAGGACAAUAUUAAUUGCAUCGAUCAAAUGUUCAUGACCGAUUCCCACGGACAUUCGGCUAUGGAUACAGGCAAUGUCUUAAAUCCUAUUGACAAACUUUAUUCAAUGCAAAACUCUUAUUUUAGUGUUGAAUAAUGACUAACUGUGAUAAGAUAUAUAUUUGUGUGUUUUGUAAAAGAAGAGAUACUAGUAAUUGACUUCCGGGUUAAAUAUUAAAAAAAAACAGAUUCUAUAGAUUUUUAUAGAAAUGGGGGCAUUUAUUCAGUUAAAAGCAAUAUAUAAUGAUCUUGAUAUUAAUGUGCAAUCAUGUGAUAUAUUCUGUCUCAAAAGAGGUUAUUUUUAAUUCGUACAUGAACAGAAAUCCUGUAUUAUACCGUAAUGUAUGUAUAUACAAGUCUAAAGAUGUGUGCAACUAUACUGAUAAAAAAAUAUACGAAUGAGACGAAAUAAUAUCGUUUUGGAAGACAAAUAUUUCGGCACUGCAAGUGGCCUUCGUCAAUGUCGAGCUUUUUUCUUCAAAAUGAGAUAAAUUGAAUACUAUUUAUAUAUUUUACAAUUGUAGACCUAGACUUUUGUUUAAAAAAAAAUCAGCCAAUGAAAAACGUGCAGAUGAUAAUAAAUUUCAAAUCUUAUCAUAAAUGAUGUUCCUAAACCUGCUAGUUUCCCACAAUGUUUUUUUUCUUUAGAUUUUUAAUUUCAAAUUAAGGCGGAACUUGUUUAAGGGACAUAACUCUUUAAUCUCCUGGUACGUUUGUUUUAAUAGAUACAUAAUAAGCUUCCAUGUAACUAAUUAAUCCAAUUCUGCUUAAAAAGAAUUGGUGAAAGUGUCUAUUAUAAACUCAUGACUUGUUUAAAUAAUUAUCUUUAACCAAGGCCCACCUCUUUUAAUAUAUUUAAAAAAAAACAAUGCCUCUUUCAUUGAUUUUCUUUGCCAAUGUUUCAAUGCAGUACUACUUUUUUAUAUGUUUAACAGGCUGGUAUUCGUAGCUUUCUCACAAAAUAAGUCUGAACAGUAUAUAUAAUUGAUAUUUACAAGGGAAUUGAUUAUUCUGUUGCAAGUGAUAAAAAUAUUUAAUUUGUAGACUCCAGAGGUAUUUUGCCUAUUCUAGAGUUUUGAAUUUAUCCGUUUUCAUUAUAAUUGGAUGGAUUAAACAUUAAUGCGUUUCCUUUGGUUGCUGUUUUGAAAAAAAAGGGCAAAUUUUAUUUGGUUUAUUAGAAGCUAAGCUUUAAAGUUUUUCUAGCAUGUAAAUAUCAACUUAGGUCAUUUCAAUCAUAUCAAUCACAUAUGUACGUUAAAAGCUUUCCUAACAUUUGGCUAUUACCAAUCAUGAAGGUAGAUUCAGAUGUGAGCCUCUGACGUAGCGAAAAUGGCUUGUCUUUCUUCGAUAGAAUAAGAAAAAAUAACACAUUACUGCAUUUUCUAUUUAUGUUUUAGAAAAUAAAUUUUGCCCUCUUUUUAAUGCUGUUUCCGCCACUUUUUAAAUUACUACAUUGAAAGUUUAGUUUUGCGAAUGAAAAAAAUCAAUUUGCAUGAACAUUUUCCCAUUCCUAAAAGUUUAUUUUUACGCAUUUUAAUUUUGUUCAAUAUUGUACAUUCCAAUGUUCCCAUACACAUUACUCAAUAUUUGAGGUUUGUUUAUUUCGUUUUUGAAAGUUCAAAAUGCAUUUUGCUAUUUUCCUUUUUUUUAUAUUGUGAUUUGAUCAUGGUCGUUUGUAUAUUUGAUUUUUUGAAUUACUGAAAACUAGUUCCUUCAGAGUGUCAUGCUUUAUAUAAAAUGCUAAACUAAACUCUGUGAGUAAACUUAACAAAUAUACGUGGGAAUGCAACUAUAGCUUUGCUAAACACAGAGUUUAUACAAUUCAAAUAUUUUAUACUUUAGUGGUACGAGGAUCUGGAGGGGUAUACAUUAGACAAGAAUUCACAAGAUAUAUUUAGACGCGUCAACAAUGAGCUAACGAAUCAAUCUUGUUAUUCCCUAUAUUUGCUUUUCAUCAGCUCUGAUUUUUCUUUAGUAUUACAUUGAAUUUAAUCAAUGACUUAAUUUUGUAUAGUUUGUUUUAUUGUUUUGGAAAAUAAAAAUUAUAUUGUGCUUUAUUUAUUUUAUAUUGUUAUACAAAUGUUGUCACGAAAAUUUGAAUAAAGAAUUGAUAUUUUA
Mytilus californianus (California mussel) is the source of this 3056-nucleotide messenger RNA. RefSeq names its product LIM/homeobox protein LMX-1.2-like. Gene Ontology annotation, cellular component: nucleus. Gene Ontology annotation, molecular function: DNA-binding transcription factor activity, RNA polymerase II-specific; RNA polymerase II transcription regulatory region sequence-specific DNA binding. NCBI's taxonomy places the organism in Eukaryota, Metazoa, Mollusca, Bivalvia, Mytilida, Mytilidae. The record is from RefSeq and is a predicted model, not a curated record. Bases 1 to 1035 code for a protein of 344 amino acids. The transcript is spliced from 8 exons. Gene Ontology annotation, biological process: neuron differentiation; regulation of transcription by RNA polymerase II.